Messenger RNA from Telopea speciosissima, 3050 nucleotides. Its product is annotated as pentatricopeptide repeat-containing protein At5g04780, mitochondrial-like. Gene Ontology annotation, biological process: RNA modification. Gene Ontology annotation, molecular function: protein binding; RNA binding; zinc ion binding. The transcript has a single exon. Bases 73 to 2991 code for a protein of 972 amino acids. The record is from RefSeq and is a predicted model, not a curated record. NCBI's taxonomy places the organism in Eukaryota, Viridiplantae, Streptophyta, Magnoliopsida, Proteales, Proteaceae.
UCCAGUUGUUCUUCUGGGCUUGGUCGUUCCGCACUCAGAAGGAAGUCAAGCUCAAGCUCAGCAGCUACGCCAAUGUUAACAACAUUAACCUGUGCAGCUCCGCCCUCACUUUCAUCCUCUUCCCUCCCCCCAUCCACCAACCAAAUCAACCGCGUUCGCCUUCUUCGUCAAAACAAUAGAUACGGCGUUACAAUCCACCAUGUUAAGAGACUGAAAGCAAACCUUGCAGGUAGGCCAACCCUCCUCCUGUUCAAUAUGUGCCUCCAAUUGUACGUGGGCGCAGGCCUCAUGAACGAAGCACAGUCUCUGUUCGAUGAAAUGCCCGAGAGAACGCUGAUCUCGUGGACCAUCCUCAUUUCAGGAUAUACCCGUCAUGGGCCUGCAGUCGAAACUUUGAUGAUUUUCCAGAAUAUGAUUCAAGACGCAAGUUACACGUUGUUAAAACCAGAUUCUUUUGUUUUUGCCACUGUUUUGCGUGCAUGUGCUGCAGCCAAAAAUCUCAUUUACGGCCGUCAAGUCCAUUGCCGGAUUUUAAAAACAGAUGGCAUUAUGGACUCAUUUGUGGAGAAUGCACUUGUGACCAUGUAUGCUAGCUGUGGAUCUCUUCAAGAUUCUUCACUUGCCUUUUCCUGUAUUUUGUGGCCUAACUUGGUGUCUUGGAGCUCGAUGCUAAGUGGAUAUACACAGAAUGGGCUUGAUGAAGAAGGGUUAAGUCUCUUCUGUGAUAUGAUACGGGCUGGAAUCCAGCCGGAUGCAUUUGCUUUAUCGAUGGCUAUUGGGGCUUGUGCAAAGUUGAGCUGCUUGGAUUUUGGAAUGCAGGUCCAUUGCUUUAUCAUUAAGAUUGAUUUUGCUUCUUCCCUGUUUAUGCAUAACAGUCUAAUAGAUUUUUAUGCAAGCUGUGGGAAUAUGGACUUGUCAAGGCAAGUAUUUGACAAUAUGCCAACAAGAGACUUGGUUUCUUGGAACACAAUAAUCUCGGGCUAUGUUCAUAAUACCCAUAACCAUGAAGUGUUGAAUCUUUUCCAAACUUUGAUGCAUGAACUUUCCAACUGUGAUGAGUUCACAUUGGCAAGCAUGCUUCAAGCUAUCACUGGCUUAGAAUCUUCGAAUUUUGGCAGAGAGAUUCAUGGAUAUAUACUCAGAGCUGGUUUUGAAUCAGACCUUUAUUUGAUCAGUUCUCUUCUGAAUAUGUACACUGAGUGCUUUGAUCUAAAUGGUUUAGAUGACAUGGAUGGAAUUGUUCCUAGGAUCUUUAAAGUACACAUAAAACAAGGGGGAUUAGACGAGUUUAUCAUUGCAAGCAUCUUGAAAUGGUGUUCUUUACAGUCGGACCACCGAAUUGGACAAAUGUUCCACUCCCAUAUCAUAAAACUUGAUUUAAAAGCUGACCCAUAUGUCAUCAGCUCGUUAAUUGACAUGUACUCUAAGUGUGGGAUGAUACUGGCAGCUCAAAGGGUGUUUGUGAGACUAAAAGAUCCUGGCACAGUUACAUGGUCAGCAAUUAUCGCAGGGUAUCGUUGGAAUGGAUAUUUUCAAGAAGCUCUUAAACUCUUCAGGGAAAUGCAGCUUACUGGAGCUAAAGCCAAUGAAUACACAUAUACAUCUGUUCUUCUAGCUUGCUUAGAUCUGAUGGAUGUGAAAAUAGGGAAAGAGUUGCACUGCAAGAUACUAAGAACUGGUUAUGGAUCUAAUGUGUCAGUAGUGAAUACUCUCAUUAAGCUUUACUCAGAGGUAUGGCAUCAUCAACAAGCGCUCAAGCUCUGUACUUUAAUUCCUGUGGAUGUCUCUUGGGGUUUCUUGAUUCAAGCCUGCUUUAGGGCCAAGGACCAUGAAUCAAUCCACAAAAUACUACUCAGUAUCCAAAGAACUCAAGGGGAUCUUGACCCCACUUAUGCAUGUCAGGUUCUGAGCUCUUGUGCAAACCCAGUCCUCUUGAAUGUAGGAACACAGGCACAAGCAUAUUUGAUGAAAAGGGGCCUCAUCUCUGAUUCUGACACCAGAACAAGCAAUUCUCUCAUCACAAUGUACUCUGGAUGUGGUGAGAUUGCUGCUUCAGUCACAGCUUUCAGCCAGAUGCAUGAGAAGAAUUCUGUCUCAUGGACAUCCAUCAUCUCUGCAAAAGUCGAUCAUGGUCAUCCAUUGGAAGCUUUGGAUCUGUUUACCCAGAUGCGAUGGAAGAACAAGUCACCGGAUUCAACCACAUUUAUCUGUGUCUUGAAAGCUUGUGCCCAAAAGGGUCUAGUUGAUAAAGCAUUCCAUUUCUUCAUCUUGAUGGAUGAGAUUUAUGGGAUUGAACCAUCAGUGGAGCAUUAUUGCUGCAUGGUUGAAGUUCUGGGGAGGGCUGGAAUGUAUGAAGAAGCUUUGGAAUUUAUUGAUGGGGUCAUUCCAUUCAAACCAAGGCCCUUAGUUUGGAGGACCCUUCUUUCUUCCUGCCGGAUAAAUGGAAAUAUGAAGGUUGCAAAAUAUGCAAUUGAAAAGCUUUUAGAAGUUGAACCUGGUGACUUUGCAGCCAAUCUAUUGCUAGAACAAGUUCUCCUAACAUUGGGAAAGUGGAAAGAUGCUUUGAAGGCUAAAACCAAAAAUAAUUUCAUUAGAGAUAAUUCUAGUUGGAUUGAAGUUAGAAACACCAUCUAUGGGUUUGCUUCAGAUCAGAUUCCAAUGAAAGAAGUCUGCACCGAAUUGGCAGAUUUGGAAGAAAAGAUGGAAACAUUGGGUUAUGUAGCUGAUAGAAACCACUUGCUGCACAAUUCAGAAGAGGGAGAAUGUGGAGCAGGAAUUUAUCACUCUGAAAUCAAAGCAUUAGCUUUUGGCUUAAUUUCAUUACCCCAUGGAAUGUCGAUACGGGUAGUUAAGAGUGUCCGGAUGUGCGGAGAUUGUCAUUCUGCUUGCAAGUUCAUGUCAACCUUUAUUGGCCGUAACUUGGUCAUCAGGGAUCCCUGCAACUUCCACCACUUCAAAGACGGGAAAUGCAGCUGCAAAGAUAUGUGGUAGUUUAUGUAACUCGCAAGAGGCAUAUCUGUAUAUAAUGGCUAUUUAUGUGUGGAAACAGC